This is a messenger RNA of Oncorhynchus gorbuscha (pink salmon), 3724 nucleotides long. RefSeq lists its product as uncharacterized. NCBI's taxonomy places the organism in Eukaryota, Metazoa, Chordata, Actinopteri, Salmoniformes, Salmonidae. Bases 54 to 2708 code for a protein of 884 amino acids. The transcript has 8 exons. Gene Ontology annotation, cellular component: membrane. The record is from RefSeq and is a predicted model, not a curated record.
GGGGUGGGGGUGCUGCUAGUGGUUUUAGCGGCACUAAGAUCUUCACCUGGUUCAUGGUUCUGGCUCUGUUGGGGGUGUGGAGCUCCGUGGCCGUGGUGUGGUUAGAUCUGGUGGACUACGACAACGUCAUUGGUAAACUUUCAGCGUAUGACGCAGAUGGCGACGGUGACUUCGAUGUGGAGGACGCCAAAGUACUACUUGGCUUGACCAAAGAGGGCGGUGAAAUUACUAAUGAAAACGCAGAUUCCCUAGAGGAAAUCUUCGGUAUUUUAGCCGAGGAGGGCUCAGAUUGGUUUCACGGCUUCUUCACGUUUCUCUAUGACGUGAUCUCUCCUCCCGUAGAGAAGGUGGAGGAUCCAGAGAGUGAGACAGCAGAGGAGGAGGGUGAUGCUGACGAGAAUGAGGUCAAAACUGCUGCUCCCAAAAAGGAAACGCUGAAAAAAGAGGACAAGAAAAAAGCUGAGAAUAUUGUAGAGGUUCCCGUUCCAAAACCAGAAAAGACAAAAGGUAGCCUACUAUUUAAUGGUGAUCAGAGUCCCGGAGAGGUGACUUCUAAAAAGAACAGAACAAAAGAGCACCCAACAAGAGAACUUGGGAGGAAAUUAAAGUCAGCAUUAAAGGAACAGUUGAGAAUGAUCCAUGAGAAGAUUGAAGCUCAAAAAAUUGCUGAAAUGGCUUUGACUGAAGUGAGAAGUGUCCUGGCCAAAGAGGAGGAAGAGAGACAAUUGGUCUAUGCUCUGGAACUCAAGAGGCAAGAGGUGGCCCAAAAAGCCCAGGAAAUGUUAGAGGCUCAACUUCGAGAGGAAAGGGAACAAGAAGAGAAAAGAGAGGCUGAGAGAAAAGCACAGGAGCAAGCAGGGAAAGAGAGGCUGGAGAAAGAGCAACUGGAGCAGUUGGAGAGAGAAGAGAAAGCGAGGCUGGAGAAACAGAGGGAAGCUGAGGAGAAGGCAGAAAAAGAGCAAUUGGAGAAGGAAAAGCUAGAGAAAGAGAUUAUAGAAAAGGAGAAGGCAGAGCUGGAAAGGAUGGAGAAAGAAAGAAUGGAAAAAGAUCGAGCAGCCAAAGAGAAAGCAGAAAAGGAGAAGAUUGAGAAGGAACGGGUUGCCAAAGAGAAAGCAGAAAAGGAGAAGAUUGAGAAGGAACGGGUCGCCAAAGAGAAAGCAGAAAAGGAGAGGCUUGAGAAGGAACGGGUCGCCAAAGAGAAAGCAGAAAAGGAGAGGCUUGAGAAGGAACGGGUCGCCAAAGAGAAAGCAGAAAAGGAGAGGCUUGAGAAGGAACGGGUCGCCAAAGAGAAAGCAGAAAAGGAGAGGCUUGAGAAGGAACGGGUCGCCAAAGAGAAAGCAGAAAAGGAGAAGAUUGAGAAGGAACGGGUCGCCAAAGAGAAAGCAGAAAAGGAGAGGCUUGAGAAGGAACGGGUCGCCAAAGAGAAAGCAGAAAAGGAGAGGCUUGAGAAGGAACGGGUCGCCAAAGAGAAAGCAGAAAAUGAGAGGCUUGAGAAGGAACGGGUCGCCAAAGAGAAAGCCGAAAAGGAGAGGCUUGAGAAGGAACGGGUCGCCAAAGAGAAAGCAGAAAAGGAGAGGGUUGAGAAGGAACGGGUCGCCAAAGAGAAAGCAGAAAAGGAGAGGGUUGAGAAGGAACGGAUCGCCAAAGAGAAAGCAGAAAAGGAGAGGCUUGAGAAGGAACGGGUCGCCAAAGAGAAAGCAGAAAAUGAGAGGCUUGAGAAGGAACGGAUCGCCAAAGAGAAAGCAGAAAAGGAGAGGCUUGAGAAGGAACGGGUCGCCAAAGAGAAAGCAGAAAAGGAGAGGAUUGAGAAGGAAAGGGUCGCCAAAGAGAAAGCAGAAAAGGAGAGGAUUGAGAAGGAACGGGUCGCCAAAGAGAAAUCAGAAAAGGAGAGGAUUGAGAAGGAAAGGGUCGCCAAAGAGAAAGCAGAAAAGGAGAGGAUUGAGAAGGAACGGGUCGCCAAAGAGAAAUCAGAAAAGGAGAGGCUUGAGAAGGAACGGGUCGCCAAAGAGAAAGUAGAAAAGGAGAAGAUUGAGAAGGAACGGGUCGCCAAAGAGAAAGCAGAAAAGGAGAGGCUUGAGAAGGAACGGGUCGCCAAAGAGAAAGCAGAAAAGGAGAGGCUUGAGAAGGAACGGGUCGCCAAAGAGAAAGCAGAAAAGGAGAGGCUUGAGAAGGAACGGGUCGCCAAAGAGAAAGCAGAAAAGGAGAAGAUUGAGAAGGAACGGGUCGCCAAAGAGAAAGCAGAAAAGGAGAGGAUUGAGAAGGAACGGGUCGCCAAAGAGAAAGCAGAAAAGGAGAGGCUAGAGAGAGAAAGGGUAGCGAAGGGAAAGGAGAGAGCAGAGAAAGAGCAACAAGCCAAAGAGUUAGCUGCUAAAGAAAAGGAGAGAGCGGUGGUAAAAGGACACUUUGUCAAAGAAAAGACUGCAAAGACCAAGGUUGAGACAGAACAGUUAUCCAAGAUAGAGAGAGAACAGUUACCUAAGGCGAAGGCAGGGAAGGAGAGCGCAGAAAAAGAGCCUCUCCUCAAAGAAAAGAUAGAAAGGGAGAGAGUUGUGAAAGAGAAAAGAGCCAAACAAGCAAAAGAGGAGAUGCCAGAGAAAAAUGCAAACAACUUCACAACUACAAGCAAGAAGGAAAAAAUAUUGGCUAUAAAAGACCUUCUGAAGCCUAAAGCCACCAAGGUGAAUAAGAAAUGGAGCUUCACAGGAUGAUGAUCCUUCAAUUACAAAACCGACAACUAUCCCCUCCUGCCUAAAGGCACUUCUGUAGAUCUGCAGGGAUUGGAAAGAGCUACGCAAUGCAGUGCUUCACAUUGUCCUUCUGAUAGGCUGGAUGGAUUCUCUGACAUAUUGCCAUGUUUCCAACCCCUUCAGAUCUACACAUGUGUCUAAUGAGGAGGGGCUAGGAAUUGAUUUACAUUUGAGCCAAUAUAAUCGAUGGUGCUGAAUUUAAAGUCACGUUCAUGCCAAUGCUAAAUAUGUUAUGGCUGGUCUGUGGUGAUCUGUGAUAAUCAACUUUGGUUUUGGUCUUCGGUUCUUACAAAUCAGAGCCUUGUCCUCCCCCUUUUGGUACGUUUUUAUGGCACAAUACGAAUGAAUGAAAAAUAUGCACUGAGUACAACCCAGCAGAUAACAUGUUAUAGAGAUUCCACUUGUGUCCAACAUGUACCCUGAUAUAUUUACAUACAUACAUACAUGCAUACAUAGUGUAUAAUCAUUACAGAAAGAUGGGUACCUGCACACUGAUAAAUGCUCCCAUAGAUACACCUGCGGAAGCAUUAAUUAAAAUUGUGGGAGUAUUCAUUAGUGUGUGAGUCUUUCUUUCUGUCUUUCUUUCAUUAGUGUACGUUCUGUACCCUUCACCAGCAAGUCACUGAAUAUACUACUUUGAAACUAGUUACAAUGCAAUAUUAUGCCAUUUUGACAUUUGUGUGUUUUACUGUAUUUCUUACAAUUUUAACAUCAUCCUAUCACUUUCUAACAUAAGUGUUAAUGUCAUAAUAAUGUCAAAAGAUAUUGAAUUAUAUACAGACUAAAGACAAAGUGUGCUCAUUGGCUUGAAGUGGUUGGGUUUUUAGAUUAGAACAUUUAACAGAAUAUUUACCUGAGGUGCUGACUUGCUGCACCCUCGACAACCACUGUGAUUAUUAUUAUUUGACCAUGCUGGUCAUUUAUGAACAUUUGAACAUCUUGGCCAUGUUCUGUUAUAAUCUCCACCCGGCACAGCC